ACCACCAACACCACGCGCGCGCGCGCGCGCUCUCAACAGUCGCCAAGACCCUCGGUCGCACUCCGCGCGCCUCGCUGAGCGCGCCGCUCAUUGGAUCAUGAAUUCGGGACAACAACGACACCACCACCAGCACCACCAGCAGCAGCAGCAACAACAACAAGAAGAGCAGCAACAACUGUAAUAAAAUAAAACACUAAAAACAAAUAGUCACCUGCUGGGCGGGUGCUUCAUGGACCCUCGGAUCGAAUUGCUGCAAUCGUUGUCGACGGUCCAGCAGCAGCAGCAUCGGGAGGAGAGUUCACAUCCGCCACGCUUCGCGAUCGCUUUUACGGAGAACUUCUAAACAACAACAAUAAUCGAUGUCGAAAAUCCCCCGCGGAGUUGACCUUCGCGUGGGGCCCUCAUCCCGAGCGAGCGAGCCGGCACCGUCACCCCACAUCACGGCCUCGCCAAGAAGCUCGCCCCGACAGAGGUGAGACACCGCGAGAGGGAGCGGGGAGCAGGCGCGACCUUGCCGGGGGGCCGGUGCGCUCGACCUUCUCCGUCUCUCGCAGCCCUUGCCAGCUCCGUCAACUUUCUUAAACAAGCGCCGCUGCCGGUUCCGCCUCUGCCAAGAGUCAAGGUUUUGGCUGCUCGCCCAUUAGGGAGUUUGGGGGCUUGAGCGCUGCCGCCGCUCCAGCCACACCGGCAAAAACAGCAUCGCGCGCGUGCAAGCAGUCGAUAUUCGCCAUCGAUCGGCCCGCGCACCACACCGCGCGCCAUUAAGCGCGGGCCUUUUGCCGAGGAAAUAAAACACCUUAAGCCGAGCAAUGGUCCGUGAGAAAUCGGGCGAGAUUUACGCUACGCUUGGUAAAGAAUACAAAAUGCCGCUGCCGCGAGGUCGCUGCGCGCGGCGGAUGGCAGGGGUGCCCGCAGAACGAGUUCUCUAAUCUGAUGCUCAAACCCACCAUGUGAGCCAUUGCCCUCGUAACGACCAAUAGACCACCGCCGCUAAGGAGUGAAGAGUUAUCGCAGCGGCGGCAGCAGCUGGCGCCCGACGGAUGCCGCGUGGCUUAUCCCCGCAAGUCCUUUCUCGAAACAAGACACGUGAAAGGUGACACCUCCUGACCUGCGCCGCGCCCAUUACGAGGAUUUACGGUCAUAAUAAGUCGCGGGCUCCACGAUCGAUACGUCCAAUUUGAGCGUGUCCGCUCUGAGCGGGCGUCAGCACCAGGGACAGCUCCCCCCCCUCCCUCCACCACCCCCACCCUCCACCACCCCCCUCCCACGGCCGAGAGAUGGCUCGCGACGUCGGCCCGCGGCGCCCUGCGCGGAGACCCGAGAACCGCUCCAUCGCCGCCCGGCGUUGACGGGCGGCCUCGGGGCGCGAGCCGCGCCAAACCGCGCCGAUGGCCACGACGGCGCGCCGGGCCAAGGCGUUCGUGUGGGAGCAGCUGCCGCCCAUGCCCACCAAGCGCGUGUACUGCACCCCCGCGGCGUGCGCCGGGCAGCUGUACGUCGCGGGCGGCUGCGACGCGUCGGGGGCGCCCCUCGACUGCCUGGAGGCGCUGGCGCCCGACGCGAGCCAGUGGACCAGGCUGGCGCCCAUGCCCACGGCGCGCGCAGGCGUCGGGGUGGCGGCGCUGGGCAAGCAGCUGCUGGCGCUGGGCGGCGUGGACGGGCAGCAGAGGCCCGUGGCGGCCGUCGAGGCGUUCUGCACGGAGGAGCGGCGCUGGGAGAGGAAGGCCCCGCUGCCCGAGCCGAUCAUGGGCAUGGCGGUCAUCGUGAAAGACUGCCGCGUGUUCGUGGCGGGCGGCAUGGGCGCGGACACGACCCCCCUGGCCACGCUGUGGGAGUACGAGGCCGUGCGGGACGCGUGGCGUGCGCUGGCGCCCAUGCCCACGCCGCGCUACGCCGCCACGGCCUUCGUGCGCGGGGGCAAGAUCUACGUGCUGGGCGGGCGGCAGGGCAAGAACCCCGUGACGGCCUUCGAGGUGUACGACGUUGAGGCGGGCACGUGGGCACGCUUCCCGGACCUGCCUACCAAGCGGGCCUUCGCGGGCCACGCGCUGGCCGAUCGGGCCCUCUACAGCCUGGGCGGCCUCGAGCAGCCCGGCCUGCACAACUACUACUCGCGGCCCACCUUCGUGAGCACCGUCGAGACCUUUGACUUCACGCAGGGCGGUUGGGUGAGGUCGACGCGAGCCCGCAGCAUGCGCGAGCGCCGGGCCGACUUUGUCGCCGGGUUUCUGGGUGGCCGCGUCUUGGCCAUCGGCGGACUCGGCAACCAGACGUCCCCGCUGGCGUCCGUGGAGGGCCUGGACCCGGAGCGGGGCCGCUGGGAGUCGCUCGCCUCCAUGCCCACGCCGCGCUGCUCCUGCUCGUGCGUCGCUCUGGACGGGCGCCUGCUGCUCGUGGGCGGCGUCAGCCAAGGCCCCAGUGACGCCGUCGAGGCCCUGGGCGUCCUGGACGACGUCUGACGCUGGCCCGAUGGACUUUGCCGUCGGCUGACGCGGGCAGGAGAAGCCCGGGACAUCCGCCGCGGCCAUCGAAGGCGGAAAAAACGAACGCCGGGGGGGGGGGGGGGGGGUUUGCGUUGGGACGCGCUGGUGGCGGGAGGCCCCAAGCGAACAAAGCAAAAGUUUAGGGCCCCCAAGCUGCGCAAGGGGUCAUUCCUGAAUAAACGGAGAUGCACCCAAAUUUCAGCUCGAGUUCAGAUGCUAUUCAACGUAGCAAGAUAAUGAAUCUUCUUGGGAGCGCUGUCUUCCCGACAGUUCUGUUUCUUCACCUGUGGACGGCUACUUGUGUUUUGGCCGAAACGUCGUGAGAAUUUUAUUAUGUUUUAUUAUUAUUAUUUGACUUUACCGAAAGAACCAAGAAGAUGAAUCCCUGCAGUCACGAAAGCUUUAAAUCGAUAAAAAAAGAUAGUGAAUGUUAAUCGACAAUCUGUCAUCCCUCUGCCUCGUCUAUACCCCUCUCUCAUCCCAUUGCACAUCUACCCAUCUUCUUCUUCUUGGUCAACAUUGCUCUCACGUCGCGACAUCUAUAUCCAACAUCCACAUCUCGUCGGGGUCAUCUCGCUCGGAGUUUUUCAUUAAAAGGGGGACGUGGAGCACUCACGUCGCGACAUUCACACUCACGUCGCGACAUUCACACUCACGUCGCGACAUUCACACUCACGUCGCGACAUUCACACUCACGUCGCGACGUUCACACUCAC
This is a messenger RNA of Petromyzon marinus (sea lamprey), 3199 nucleotides long. RefSeq names its product kelch domain containing 8B (gene KLHDC8B). NCBI's taxonomy places the organism in Eukaryota, Metazoa, Chordata, Hyperoartia, Petromyzontiformes, Petromyzontidae. The record is from RefSeq and is a predicted model, not a curated record. Gene Ontology annotation, molecular function: protein binding.